Molecule: messenger RNA, 885 nt
Organism: Raphanus sativus (radish)
Lineage: Eukaryota; Viridiplantae; Streptophyta; Magnoliopsida; Brassicales; Brassicaceae
Product: chloroplastic import inner membrane translocase subunit TIM22-2-like
Exons: 6
Coding region: 98-715 (205 amino acids)
Biological process (GO): protein insertion into mitochondrial inner membrane; protein targeting to chloroplast
Cellular component (GO): TIM22 mitochondrial import inner membrane insertion complex; chloroplast envelope
Molecular function (GO): transmembrane protein transporter activity
Source: RefSeq, a predicted model, not a curated record
GAAAAACGCCGUCGUUUAGCGAACAAGCUAGCAAGCGUCGUCGUCUUCUGGAUUCCGCAGGUAGAUACCAAAACGUACCUUCAGAGGUUUCUUCGCUAUGGCAGCCAACGAUUCUUCAAAUGCUGUAGACACCGAAGUCAAACUCCACUCAGACGGUGACGAUGAUGAUGGAACGGAUAAAGAUUCCUCCAAGACAUUGACUAUCCCUGCUCCCGCCGUUUGUUUUGUCCGUUUCGCGGGAGAUGCAGCUGGCGGCGCCGUCAUGGGCUCUAUCUUUGGAUACGGUUCAGGAUUGUUCAAGAAGAAAGGGUUUAAAGGAUCGUUUGCAGAUGCAGGGCAGUCUGCAAAGACUUUUGCUGUUUUGUCUGGAGUACACAGUUUGGUUGUUUGCCUUCUCAAGCAAUUGCGUGGGAAAGAUGACGCCAUUAAUGUUGGGGUUGCUGGGUGCUGCACCGGCCUUGCUCUUAGUUUCCCUGGUGCUCCACAGGCUCUUCUACAGAGUUGCCUCACUUUUGGUGCUUUCUCUUUUAUCCUUGAAGGACUCAACAAAAGACAAACAGCUCUGGCUCACUCCGUCUCCUUGAGACACCAAACCGGAAACUUUCAAGAUCACCAUCGUCCUUUAGCACUCUCUCUCGCCCUCCCAAUCCACGAAGAGAUCAGUGGAGCCUUCUCUUCUUUCUGCAAGUCUUUAUCUAAACCCAAGAAGAUCUAAUCUCCCUUGAUUCUCAUUUUCUUGUGCCUUAGGUUCCCCUCUCUGUAGAUCUUUAAUCAUUUCCUCCUUUUUGCUGUACUGUGUGAGAGAAUGUUUUGUGAAACUAUUUUUGAAAGAGACACACUUUGUGUAACGUCGUAUUCUCUACUAAUACAAUGUUUUUGUAGACU